UUUUGAUACAUUAUACAGAAAAGUCAGUAAUUUUACUCCAGGAUCUCUUAUGGAAGUUACGCCAAAUAUUAAGAACGUUGACACUAAUUCAGCUGCAAAACCAAAGACAAAGUCAGCACGAAAAAGAAGAAAAGCCUCAAUAAACUUUAAACCACCCAAGCUAAGAAAGAAAAGUGCAGUUGCACACAGUAAUGAUAGUGAUAAUGUAGACCACACUGACUUGAUUGAUUUUAAUGUCAAAGACAAAACAAAACAAAAUGAAGAAAAUGAAGAAUCAAGUGAACUUAGUGAAACAGAGAAAGAGAGUAGUAAGACAAGCAAAACUAACGAGACUGUCCAACCAAAUAAGAAAAGGCAAGAAAAACAUAGUCAUAGGAAGACCCCUGCAACAAUACAGGGCAAUACUUUAUCAAGCACAGAAUCCAGAAGUGUUGAAUCAACCUCUUACAGCAAACAGCUUACCAUUACGUCACCUGAGCUGCCAGUGGUACCCAUGAGAGAGGAAAAUUGCAUGAAGAAUGAAGAUGUUCAAACGGAUAAGAAUUUCUUACAACAACAAAUCCAAAUUUUUGGAACAGCAUUUACUCUUCACGAUUGCCCAAACCUAGCAGAUAAACAAGAUAAAAGAAAGAACUCUAUACCGCAUGAUGUCAUACAAGAUGCUCUUAAAAAAUUAAACCGAAAGAUGACUGACGAAAUUCAAAAACAUUUAAAUCGUCAGUGUCAACGCGAAGUUCUGUCUGAUUUACUCCAAAUUGAAAAGGACAAAAGUGUUUGCGACAAUGAAGACGAACAGAGGCAAAGAAAAAAUCACAUGGCAGAGACAAUGGAUAUUUCAGAGAUUUUAGAAAAAUGUUCUAAAGAACUAGACAAUGUCAAUGCCGAGACCAGAGAUGAUAAUUUAUUGUUGAGGAGAUAUUCGAACAGUGUUGAUGAAUUGCAAACUUUAAAUGAUCAAAUGAAAAGAAUCAAACAAAAAAUAGCAUCGUACGAGUCAAAUAAUCUGAUGCUUUUGGAGGUUGAAAGUUUGGCGAGAGAAACAACAGAAAACUCGCUCCGAAAAGAAGUUGAAAGAACAAGUAAAUUAGUAAACGAAAUUUUGCAUCGUAAGGCUAACUCUACCUAACAUGGAAAUAAUCGUCAAUUGUUUAAUCCUCAAGUGUGGCGGCAAAUGGAGUCUUGGUUAUUCUUGGAUCUGAAGGAGACAUAGCUAUAUGAGUGACGACCAUCACUCGUCGAAUGCUCGGCUGCAUGAGAGGAGUCUUCAACUGACAAACUGACACAUGAGAGUACGGUUUAUGUAAAAAGCUGCAUGUAAUAUUGAUGUUUUUGCAUGCUUGUGUUUAAUUUGCUAACACUAUACGCUUAGACUUAGUAUCGAUGCCUCAAUUAAGCCGUUAUUUCAGUGCAUAUAUACUUGAUAUUUUAUGUUGAUAUUUAAUUUCUGUAGAUCGGUAAAGCUAUAUCCCCCACUGUUUAAUCAAUAAGAACUAAAUAACGAU
Molecule: messenger RNA, 1502 nt
Organism: Dendronephthya gigantea
Lineage: Eukaryota; Metazoa; Cnidaria; Anthozoa; Malacalcyonacea; Nephtheidae
Exons: 9
Coding region: 50-1126 (358 amino acids)
Cellular component (GO): Mis6-Sim4 complex
Source: RefSeq, a predicted model, not a curated record